Molecule: messenger RNA, 1907 nt
Organism: Maniola jurtina (meadow brown)
Lineage: Eukaryota; Metazoa; Arthropoda; Insecta; Lepidoptera; Nymphalidae
Gene: oxt
Product: xylosyltransferase oxt
Biological process (GO): chondroitin sulfate proteoglycan biosynthetic process; heparan sulfate proteoglycan biosynthetic process
Cellular component (GO): membrane
Molecular function (GO): protein xylosyltransferase activity
Source: RefSeq, a predicted model, not a curated record
GUCGCCUAAAAUCUCUAUCUACAUUUCAAGUUUAGUUGAAUAAAAAUAAAAUGAAUGAGAAAUCAGCAGAAAUGCAUUUAGCAAGAUUUUUAAUAAGCUGAUAAAUCAUUUACUAGUAUGAAAUAGAUAACAUGGCAAGUGUUCGAAGGAUUUUGUAUAAAUAUGCGAAGUGUUUAGCAUUUGUUGCAAUAACUACUUUCUUUGCUCAAAUUAUCAUUUCUUUAAGUUUUUUCCCCUCGGUUCACGAUAAUUUGCUGAAGAGAAGUAGUUACAGUUCAAUAUCGAAAACCGAAAUGGGUGAUGUUUCGGCUAGAAAAAUUGGACCCGGUGUCAGCGAUGAUGAAGAUUACUCUCCGAAAGGCUCACAUCAACAAAACAAAGUCUUACCCCAAUUAAGAUUGGAAGAGCUAGAUUUUACACCUGUUUGUGAAAUUAAAAGCCGAGAAGCAAUUUCCGCUAUUCAUCGCGCCAAGACUCAAAUAUGUAAACAGCAAAUUGUUAACAAGACUUGUCUGAUACAGAGUGGUAAUUUUUACCCUAAAUAUUUGCCGAAUUAUUGUGUUUCUGAAACGAAGACUUAUGGAAGACAUUUAGGGUGUUACUUGGAUGAGAAAAAGUUAAGAUUGCUUUCUAGUUAUUAUGGAAAUUAUGCCAAUAUUAAUUCCCCAUCUUUCUGUUUGGAUAUUUGUGUACAAGCUGGAUUUCCAUUCGCUGGAGUGCAAUAUUCGUCAGAAUGUUUUUGUGGUGAGCAGCCACCUCCAACUACAGCGAAAACUUCUGACGGUUUGUGUGACAUGAACUGUCCAGGUGAUCCAUCACAAAAAUGCGGAGGGUAUUUCACUAUGAAUGUUUAUGAAACAGGUUUGGACAAGUUUGUGUUGCAAGUACCUAAAAACCCUAACAGUGAUGAGGUGUCAGUUAAAAUUGUGUUUCUAUUAACAUUAAAUGGAAGGGCACUGCGACAAGUUCAUAGAUUAAUAAACUCGUUAUAUAGAACAAGCCACUAUUUUUAUAUUCAUGUUGAUCAAAGACAAGAUUAUCUACACCGCAAGUUAUCUCUAUUGGAAAAGCAAUUUACUAAUGUAAAGUUAGCCACAAAAAGAUACUCAACUAUAUGGGGUGGAGCAUCGCUCCUCACAAUGUUAUUGGACUCCAUGAAAGAUUUAAUAAGAUUAGGUUGGAAAUGGGAUUAUGUUAUCAAUUUAAGUGAAAGUGAUUUUCCCAUUAAAUCAUUAGAAGAACUUGAAAAAUUUCUAUCUGCCAAUAAAGGUUUUAAUUUUGUCAAGUCCCAUGGACGAGAAGUUCAACGUUUUAUAAAGAAACAGGGCCUUGAUAAAACUUUUAUAGAAUGUGAGACACACAUGUGGAGGGUGGGAGAAAGGAAACUACCUCAGGGUAUAGUUAUAGAUGGAGGAAGUGAUUGGAUAGCUUUAUCACCCGAUUUCGUUACCUAUGUUAUUGAGAAUCGUGAUGAAUUACUAGUUGGCCUAGAUGUUAUAUUUAAACACACACUUUUACCAGCUGAAUCUUUUUUUCACACAGUAUUACGUAAUUCACGAUUUUGCAAUACAUAUGUAGAUAAUAACUUACAUGUCACAAACUGGAAGAGAAAAUUAGGUUGUAAGUGUCAAUACAAACAUGUGGUGGACUGGUGUGGAUGUUCCCCCAAUGACUUUAGAACUGAAGACUGGCCCAGAAUACAAAUACGCAAAAUAGGCAAUUGUUCUUUGCAAGAAAAUUUGAGCCUGUUAUCAAUCAAGAAAUCAUCACUAGAGUGGAACAGUUCAUAGGUUUCACUGACCACUAUUUAAUUCCUAAUCUGGAAGCAUAUUGGCAAAAUCUGUAUGAUGUUCAAGAUUUGACAGCUAGUAGCGACGACACAUUACUUACACACGCAGAAAGUGUAA